Messenger RNA from Parnassius mnemosyne (clouded apollo), 1605 nucleotides. NCBI's taxonomy places the organism in Eukaryota, Metazoa, Arthropoda, Insecta, Lepidoptera, Papilionidae. The record is from the annotation of a GenBank genome assembly.
AUGGAUAUUUUACGUCAUUUUCAGACCAUUGCUUGGUGUAAGCCAGAUUGGUGCUUCCCAAGCAUGGGAAAAGAAACAAAUGAAUUACUCCGGCAGUGUAUAGAACUGCCAGUAGCCCACUUAUCUGAUGACAUUGAAGAAAUUAUCAAAAGGAGUAAAGCCUUCCCAAUACCUUUUCCCAUAGAGACUGUGAGAAUAGAAAAAUUACAAGUGAGGAGGCCCGUUGAGAAGCUCAAAAGAAAUAUAGUGUCCACAUACCCACUAAUUCAUGAGAGAGUUCUUCUACUCAUGACACAUUUCCUUAUUUAUAAAAGGGAAUUCGGUACAAGUAUAGAGAAGGCGCUAUAUAAAGAUAUGUCAGUUCCCGAACUGAUUGACAGGAUAUUGAAGAAGCGAGCUGUCACUUUUAUGGGCCCAAGUGAUAAAUACAAACUUUUGUCAGGAGAAGAGGGCAAAGAUGGUUGGGAAGCGGUUGGUACAUUGCAACAAAAGCCACCAUUGUUGUUAGAGAACUGUCUGAGCUACGACGAGAUGAAGUUGUCUGCAAUGGUGUACGUCAGUGGGCACACAGAAUGCAUCAAUGAUGGUGAAAGAAAAAAUUCUGGAGUUAUCAGAGAGGACAUUGCUGAAGAAGAUGCGGUUAUUAUAGGUUUGGUAGGGCCACGUUUCGAGAGACGCGGUCGUAUGGAUUACGAGGAUAUUUUGAUAACGGAACAGCAGAAUUGUCUGGAGCACGGCUAUGGUGAGGAAGUAACGCCCACCACCUGCCUCAAUGUAUUGAAAACCACCUAUGUGAGGAACAACCAGUCCGCCAAGCACAUGUGGCGGCAGAUAUGGUCGGAAUUCUACCAGGUACAUAGUUAUACUUAUGAGGAGUUGACGUCAUACGUCAAUAUCCAAGACAAGGCGGAAGACCAAAGAUACACGGACAGAUACGUGAAGAAGCCUGGGAGUGAAGACAUCUUCGAUAAUGAGGUAUACUACAAGCGGCUGUGUGUUCUGGCUGAAGUGACUUUACUCGAAGCUGAUCACAGGGCUAAAGAGGCGGGGAAAGAGGCGUUUCUGAAUGUUAUUGGAUGUGGUCUCGGCGUAUGGAAGAUAUCACCACAUCAACCCGAUGUAUAUAUUCUAACUUUUCUAGAAAGAAUACGUUCAUUUCUCAAAAAGGACAUGUUGAAUCACCUAUCUGAUGUUAACUUUGCUUAUAUUCAACCCAGCAAAGGGAUAUUGGGCUUAUUCACAAACUCCUCCGAGGCGGUGGAAACGCCAACAGAGAAGAGGAUAUUCUUUGAGUGUAAACGACAUCCCAAAGGUGGCAUCAACGUCCAAUUAGAGAACCGGGAGCCAUCUUCGAAGUUGACUGGGGAGCAUGAGGGGAAGCUAUUAGUGAUGACAUAUCCAUGGGAUGGUAACGCACAUCCAGGGAAUGAAUUCUGGUUAGGCAGCCUUAAUAGUUCGGGAGACCCAGCCGCGGCUUGUUCGACGCAAGUAUCGGAGUUACACAACGCUCACAUAAACCCAGCAGUAAGUUCGUGCAACGUUCGAGUCGCCGGUCGGUCAGGCAUCAAAACUCUAAAUGAGUACUCCGCCGCGUUAACAACAUAA